Sarcophilus harrisii (Tasmanian devil) is the source of this 3190-nucleotide messenger RNA. RefSeq names its product kinesin family member 18A (gene KIF18A). The record is from RefSeq and is a predicted model, not a curated record. The coding region runs from base 226 to 3000 and encodes 924 amino acids. Gene Ontology annotation, molecular function: microtubule motor activity; ATP binding; microtubule binding. Gene Ontology annotation, biological process: microtubule-based movement. Lineage: Eukaryota; Metazoa; Chordata; Mammalia; Dasyuromorphia; Dasyuridae. The transcript is spliced from 18 exons.
UUGAAUCUGGAGUGCGGAGUGGGCCCGUGUCAGGAGCCGGCGCGGCGGCGGCGGAGUCCACGGGGUCGGGCGCGGCCUUGGGGAGCGCGGGCGACAGUGGGAACCUAACAUCGUGAUGAGUAUACAGUAGGAUUGAAUAAAUCCUCACUGGAAAAGAGGACAUUGAUUAAAGAGUACUUGAGAAAUCAGGCAUUCAGUUGAGCAAAAGGAGCAAGAUAAAGUAAAAUGUCAGUCCCCGAAGAAGAUGUGUGUAAUCACAUGAAAGUGGUCGUUCGUGUACGUCCUGAAAAUCAGAAAGAAAAAGCUAUUGGCUUUUAUAAAGUGGUCCAUGUUGUGGAUGAGCACUUGCUGGUCUUUGAUCCAAAAGAGGAAGAUGACACUUUCUUUCAUGGGAAGAAAACUAUGAAUCGAGACAUUACAAAAAGAAAAAGAAAGGACCUUAAGUUUGUGUUUGAUGCUGUUUUUGAUGAAAGUUCUACUCAGUCUCAAGUUUUUGAGCAUACCACAAAGCCUGUGCUUGAUGGCUUUUUAAAUGGCUAUAAUUGCACAGUGCUUGCAUAUGGUGCAACCGGAGCUGGGAAGACACACACAAUGCUUGGAUCACCUGAAGAGCCUGGAGUGAUGUAUCUGACAAUGUUAGGACUUUAUAAAUCCAUGGAUCAGAUUAAAGAUGAGAAAUUAUGUAGCAUUACAGUUUCUUACUUAGAGGUAUACAAUGAACAGAUUCGUGAUCUCCUCACAAAUUCAGGACCACUAGCUGUCCGUGAAGAUGCCCAAAGAGGGGUAGUAGUUCAGGGAUUAACAUUACAUGAGCCUAAAACUUCUGAAGAAAUUCUGCAGUUGUUGGAUGAUGGAAACAAGAACAGGACCCAGCAUCCCACUGAUGUGAAUGCAACUUCCUCUCGUUCUCACGCUGUUUUCCAGAUUUACUUAAGACAACAAGACAAAACAGCAAGUAUAAAUCAGGAUGUCCGUAUUGCCAAAAUGUGUCUUAUUGACCUGGCAGGAUCUGAACGUGCCAGUGCCACAAACACCAGAGGAAGCCGUUUUAGAGAAGGUGCAAACAUCAAUCAAUCGCUUUUAGCCCUUGGAAAUGUCAUCAAUGCCUUAGCAGAUGGAAAGAAAAAAAAUCAGCAUAUUCCUUACAGAAAUAGCAAGCUAACUCGCUUGUUAAAGGAUUCCCUCGGAGGAAACUGUCAAACUAUCAUGAUAGCUGCUGUUAGUCCUUCUGCUAUGUUCUAUGAUGACACGUAUAACACUCUCAAGUAUGCCAACCGUGCAAAAGACAUUAAGUCUUCUUUGAAGAGUAAUGUUGUUAGUCUGGAUAAUCAUAUAACACAAUAUGUCAAGAUUUGUAAUGAGCAAAAGAAAGAGAUUAUGAUGUUAAAAGAAAAACUGAAAGCCUAUGAAGAACAGAAAAUUGUCAUUCAUGAAAAUAGCAAAGGAAGCCUUGAGCUUUCCAACAAAGAAGAAACAGAAAUACAAAGGUUUCGCGAGAUUUUAAAUUGUUUGUUCCGGAGCCGUGAAGAAAUCAGACAAGAAUAUCUGAAUUUGGAGAUGCUGAUUAAGGAAAAUGAACUAAAAACAUUCUACCAGCAGCAAUACCAUAAGCAGAUAGAAAUGAUGUGCUCUGAAGAGAAAGUUGAAAAGGCCACUUGCAAGCUGGAUCAUAAGCUCGCAAUGCUUCAGACUCGUCGCUUUCACCUGGGGAAGAAGAGAGAAGAAGAAAUGAAGCGAUUUCGUGAAAAUACUCACUGGCUUCAUCAGGUUGAAAAUGAGAUAUGUCUCCUGAGCAAAAAUGGGCCUGUUUUAAAGGAGCUUAGUAAAGAUGUCCAGGACUUCCACUUGAAACUUGAAAUAAAAGACUUAAAAAUGCAAAUCAGACAUGUGAUGAAUCUUGCCUCUCUUCAAGAGCAGCAGCAUAAACAGACAGAAAAUCUGCUGAAUGCUUUGCUCCCAGUCCUAAGAAAGCAGCAUGGAAUAUUAAAAGAAGCUGGGCUGACAAGUUCUGGUUUUGAAUCCGACUUUAAAGAAAUUGAACAUUUAGUGGAAAGAAAGAAAACAGUAGUUUGGGCAGACCAAACUUUUGAAGACUCAAAGCAAGCUGACCUGCCAGAGAUCACUGCUCUCAUGGCCUUUCAAGAACUAGAACCAGUCCAAUCCCUUCCAAGGUGUAUACCUUCAGGCGAAUCCAGUGAAAAAAUGCAGCUGGCAAUUAAUCAACAGAAAACUCCUUCACAAAAAAGAACUCGGAGGAAAUUAAUCCAGUCUCCCUCGAUGACCGAACAUUCCAGAGGACCUAAACUGUCGAGUAAAACUCGACUCAAUGAUUCUUUCACACAGGAACUCCAAGCUAUUAUGUAUACACCAGAAAAUUGUAAAAAAUCAAUUCAAAAUCCCAGUUCACAGUCGUCAUAUGGAUCCAGUUUUCAGGAAGCCAACAGUUUGAAAACAAACAGUAAUCCCUUUCAUGCUCCCUUUUCAAAAAGUUGUAUACCUCUUGACAGAAGGAUAGAGUGUGUCAAAGAGAAUUUAGAGUCUACGUUUGUUAUACAUGAAGACACCAAUGGCACUGGCGUAUUCUCUGAAAAGGGAUUGGAACCAAAUGAAAAUGAUACCGUUUUACCAAGGCUUAGCCUCCCUUCAUUGUUGACUAAAACAUCUGUCCACUUAACAAAUGAAACCCCAUCCUACAUGGCAAUGACUGCUGCUGCCAAGAGAAAACGGAAAUUAACAAGUCCUACACCCAGCAGUUCGUUAAAGACUACGCAAGAUCCAGUAGCUAUGAAGCGUGUCCGAAAGGAUCUUACAGGUCAUGAAUAUUCUAGGAUAAACAGACCAGCAAAGGCACAUAAAAGAAGUAUCCAUGAACUAAAUCCAGGCGUGCAGAGAAAAUUUGGGAGAAGUAUUUCAGAAGGAAACAUAACACUCAAUUCAAAAUCAAAAUCAUCCACUUUUAUCAAGCCUAAUUUUCUAAAAUGCUUUCCUAAGAAGGAUUAAAGUAGACCUUUUGUAUGUCCUCGGUACUUUUGAAGAAGCUUUUGACAAAUAGACUCUAUAGGUUUCCUCAAUCCCAUAAAAACAUCCUAGAAUAGAAGGGGAAAAUUCUCUUUUCCCUUGCAUGUGUUGUUUUAAAUAAAUGUAAAUUUCAGCAGCAAAACUAGAUGUAAAUUUUUGAUACUUUUAACAU